Molecule: messenger RNA, 1415 nt
Organism: Pristis pectinata (smalltooth sawfish)
Lineage: Eukaryota; Metazoa; Chordata; Chondrichthyes; Rhinopristiformes; Pristidae
Exons: 3
Coding region: 216-827 (203 amino acids)
Source: RefSeq, a predicted model, not a curated record
UCCAUACCAUAAUAAUUCUGAUUCUAGGGCCAUGUGGCACCUUGUCAAAUACUUUGCUUAAUCCAUAAAUUCUGCAUCAAGCACACUGCUCUAAUUGAUCUCUGUAUAAGCUGACCUCACCUCUCCUGCUCAGAUAUACCUCCAGGAUUGCACUUCAGAAACAUCUUUAUUAGUUGCAAGGUCUUUGGGACAUUCAAUGACAGGAGAAACACUGUAUGGAUGCUACGUGUCUCUCUGACUGGGGCAAUGAGUAUUUUUUAUUAACUUAUGUGUUCACUUACAAGAUGUGGGCUUCACUGGUUAGGGGACCCCUUAUUAUCUACCCCGACAGCUCCAGUGAGGCUCACCAGAGCACGUCAGAAGCUGCCUGGAGUCAACACAUGCAACCAGACGAGGUGAAUGAGGCAGGAUUGCCAGACAUUGCCAUCUGCUGGUGCUCGGAAGAAACAUUCUUCCCCCCACUUUCUAUGACUCACCUACCCACCAGUGGCCAGUUAACCUACCAACCCGCACGUCUCUGGGAUGUCGUAGGAAACCAGAGCACCCGGAGGAAACCCACGCGGUCACAGGGAGAACGUGCAAACUCUAGGACUGAACCCGGGUCUCUGGUGUCACAAGACAGUGGCUCUACUCACUGCUCCAUGGUACCUGUUGAGGGUCCUGGAGUGAGGAUUGAACUCCCAACUGAGACAAGAGCAGACAAACUGCGCCGCAGUGAUACUCAAUCGAUUUCACUAUCCAGCCACACGCUGAACAGCUUUGAUGCAUUCUUUACAGCCCAGAACUUAAAGUUUGGAGCCUUCCUUCCAUCCCUGCCAGUCCAGUGAAAUUCCAUUCAAUGGACACAAGACGGUUAUUGGCCAAACUGCAACAGAGGAAGGUUUACGGCUCCGAGGAAGUUCUAGCCUUUCCACAAGUAAUAAUGAUUCCUUUUCUAUUGCUACACUUCAGUACAAAAUGAUCACCCCCUCCCCCACUUCCACUGCUGUCACCUGGUGUCAGAAAUCCCACUCACGGGACUGUUCUUGCAACGAUCUUAGUAAAGCUGUAUGUAAAUUUGUAAAUUGGUUUAUUAUUGACACUUGUACCGAAGAACAGUGAAAAACUUGUCUUGCAUACCGUCCAUACAGAUCAAUUCAUUGCAACGGUGCAUUGAGGUAGUACAAGGGAAAACAAUAACACAGUGCAGAAUAAAGUGUUACAGUUACAGAGAAAGUGCAGUGUAGGCAGACAGUAAGGUGCAAGGUCACAAUGAGUUAGAUUGUGAGGUCAAGAGUCCAUUUUAUCGUACAAGGGAAAGUGCAGUGCAGGCAGACAAUAAAGUGCAAGGCCUUAAUGAGAUAGAUUGUCAAGAGUCCAUCUUAUUGUACUAGGGAACCGUUCAGUAGUCUUAUAACAGCGGGAUAGAAGCUGUC